AUGAGCCGAAACUCUGCAGGUGAAGAGGACCACCACCAAGGCACAUGGAGACUCAUUCUGGUCGGAAAAACCGGAGUGGGAAAGAGCGCAACCGGGAACACCAUCCUCGGAAGAAAAGAGUUUGAGUCACAGCUGAGCCCCUCCUCUGUGACGGCUCAAUGUCAGAAGGCUGAAGCAACGAUUGGUCAUCGAAACAUCGCUGUGAUCGAUACUCCGGGUCUUUUUGACACAAAUUAUACCCAGGAAGAAAUUGUGGAUCGAAUCAAAUAUUGCAUUUGUCUGUCUGCGCCCGGGCCACAUGCAUUUGUGAUUUGUCUCCAGCUCGGAAGGUUCACCAAAGAAGAGCAAGAGACUGUCAAAAUAAUCCAACGAAUCUUUGGAGAAGAGGCAGCGAGAUACACCAUCGUUCUGUUCACACGUGGAGAUGACCUGGAGGGUUUUACACUUGAGUCUUUCAUAAAGAAAGAUAAAGCUUUAUCAGAGUUUGUCAAGACGUGCGACAACCGCCAUCACGUCUUCAACAAUAAAAUCACAGAUCAGAAGCAAAGAGAUGAGUUUAUUAAAAAAAUCAAUAAAAUGAUCCAGAAUAACGGAGGAAGGUUUUACACCGCAGAGAUGUUCAGAGUAGCAGAGGAGGCCAUUAAGAAAGAGGAGGAGCGACUCCUAAAAGAGUCAAAAGAACAAGACAAGGAAAAGAUUCGGAGGGAGGCAGAGAAGGUAAAUGAGUUCAUGAUGUCCGGAGUCCUGGGUCCGAUUGGGAUGGUAGUAGGUGCGAUAGUUGGAGCAGUAACUCGAUGGAUAAGUGAAAUAGCAGAUCAGAAGUGUGUGAUACAGUGA
Molecule: messenger RNA, 837 nt
Organism: Periophthalmus magnuspinnatus
Lineage: Eukaryota; Metazoa; Chordata; Actinopteri; Gobiiformes; Gobiidae
Product: GTPase IMAP family member 7-like
Exons: 2
Coding region: 1-837 (278 amino acids)
Molecular function (GO): GTP binding
Source: RefSeq, a predicted model, not a curated record